AUGUUCGCAGCAAAGCCCACCAUUCGAGAAAUUCGUCAUGCCGCGGAGAGCCCGUAUCGCGCACAGGUGCUGUCGUGGUACCGACGGUGUUUGCGUGCCGCCUUCUCGGUGCCAUGGAGCUCCGACGAGGACGCCUUGUAUGUGUUGGAGGAGACGCGGCGUCUGUUUCACCAGAAUCGUGGUAUUCGCGAGGUGGAACGAAUUGAGCGCAAGCUGCGCGAGGUAGAGAUGCGGUACGAGAUGGCACUUCACUACAACAUCCCCUACCCAAGACCCUUUAACAAGAUGCAGGGCUCAAUGCAGGAAAGUGGAGUGCCGUAUGCACCCUACCUCGACUCCGCCUACGAUCAUAUGGUCAACCCCAAUAUCGGUGUCAACGCCGAAGGGAGUGCAAAUCUAGGGAUAAUGGGCGGGUUAGAGAAGUCGAGCUACUACUUCGAGGAUAACAUUGGCGAGGCAGACGUGGAUGGCCGAACAAAUCCCUACGACACCGAGGCGGAACCACCAUCCACCGUUCGCUGA
This is a messenger RNA of Leishmania braziliensis MHOM/BR/75/M2904, 522 nucleotides long. RefSeq lists its product as hypothetical. The record is from RefSeq and is a predicted model, not a curated record. Gene Ontology annotation, cellular component: mitochondrion. The coding region runs from base 1 to 522 and encodes 173 amino acids. NCBI's taxonomy places the organism in Eukaryota, Euglenozoa, Kinetoplastea, Trypanosomatida, Trypanosomatidae. The transcript has a single exon.